AUGGUUGAUCCGGUAUCUAUUGUCACGCUCUGCGAGCUGUGUUUGAAGACAGGGAAGAAGCUAUGGGACCUCUGUUCCUCGUUCAGGCAUGCCAGGGGCGAUAUCGCCAAGCAAAUCCUUCGAGUGAAGAAUUACUGGAUGCGUGCGAAUUUGCAACUUGAAAUUAUCAAACAUAUCGUACACGAGUUACGGAAGGACCACCGGAAGAUUAUCUACGAGACCAUCAAUAUGCUUAAUAACAGUUUGACGGCUGCGGAGAUGAAUAUCGAAUCUACCAUGAAGAAAAAAGAGUGCGAUGGGGUAGAGGCACAAGUUAGUCGCUUCAAGUAUAUGCUGGCCCGACAAAGUAUCGACAAGUCAGUCGACGAGCUCGAGCGAUGGCACCAUAUGUUUGAUCCAUCCUGGUACUUGGCGAUCAGUCGAGCAACAUCUGGAGUCGAGAGUGAGCUAUUCAAGUGGAAGGUCUCCGAGAUUGAGGAUUGCCGGGUCGCUAUUUCCUCGGCUGAAACACUCAGGUCAGCAUUGAGGAUCGCGUCAAACGCAGAGGGGCCCAGAGAAAGAGUCCUUCUUCCAGAAGCGUUCCUCGAAGGCCUCGGGGCGCAGGAUAUACCUCUUUCGUCGGCGCAGCUCGGCACGCGAGAGGAUAAGGGCCAGAUGCUUAUUCUCGAGAAAGUCGAGCCUCUUCCAGGGCUUAAUGUGACCGAUCUCGACAAAAACUGUCGGGAUCUUGCAAGGAGACUCACCAAGUCCAAUCCACUCGAAUUCGGAUUGCUGAGUUGCAAGGGCUAUAUGAAGCACCGCCAUCAACCAUCGAAUCGCGCCGAAGGCGACUCGUUCACACUAUUAUUCCGAGUCCCGAGUCGAUUUUUCCAACCUCGCACUCUCCGCAGUCGUCUCAUGAAACUGAAGCCAACGGAUUCACUCACAGACCGGUUCAAUCUGGCGAAUGAGCUUGCAAGAGCUGUCAGCUGUGUGCACGCAUUCGGAUUUGUGCACAAGAAUAUCCGACCGGAGACGAUAUUGUUAUUGACAAACGCCGAGUCCUGCACCGAAUCCGCAUUUCUCAUUGGCUUCGAUAGUUUCCGAAUGGCAUCAGGCAAGACUCUUCGCAAAGGUGAGAUCUCCUGGGAGCGAUGUCUCUAUCAACAUCCGAAUCGAAUUGGAAACUCUGCCUCGGAGGAUUACAUCAUGCAGCACGAUAUUUACAGUCUCGGUGUGUGCUUGCUAGAGAUUGGUCUUUGGGAGCCUCUCGUUACAUACGAGGAUGAGAAUAUGCCUCUUCCCCGGAAUGGCACCAGUCCGCCGGCCCUCCGGGCCUCAUUCCUGGAGGAAGGUAGGGACUCAUACAUCUUCAAAGAUCAGCUCCUGUCAUUGGCUCGAGGUGAGCUACAGCGGAGGAUGGGUACGCGGUAUUCGGAAGUUGUGGUUACUUGUUUGACUUGCCUGGACCCAGAGAAUGAAGAUUUUGGCGACGAGGCCGAGUUCCAAGAUGAGGAUGGUAUUGAGGUUGGUGUGAGAUACAUUGAGAAGGUCACUAUGCGGCUGAACAGCGUUUGCGUCUGA
Penicillium subrubescens is the source of this 1563-nucleotide messenger RNA. RefSeq lists its product as uncharacterized. Lineage: Eukaryota; Fungi; Ascomycota; Eurotiomycetes; Eurotiales; Aspergillaceae. Gene Ontology annotation, biological process: protein phosphorylation. The transcript has 3 exons. The record is from RefSeq and is a predicted model, not a curated record. The coding region runs from base 1 to 1563 and encodes 520 amino acids. Gene Ontology annotation, molecular function: ATP binding; protein kinase activity.